UUAUUACUAUCUUCAGGGGCAAGGUGGAGGAGGUGGAGCUGCCAGUGGAGAAGGUUGACAUCAUCAUCUCAGAGUGGAUGGGCUACUGUCUCUUCUACGAGUCCAUGCUCAAUACCGUCAUCUUUGCAAGGGACAAGUGGCUGAAACCCGGCGGUCUGAUGUUUCCCGACCGUGCUGCACUGUAUGUGGUGGCCAUCGAGGACAGGCAGUACAAGGACUUCAAAAUCCACUGGUGGGAGAAUGUGUAUGGCUUUGACAUGACCUGCAUCCGUAACGUGGCCAUGAAGGAGCCCCUGGUGGACAUAGUAGACCCCAAACAUGUGGUCACCAACUCUUGCCUGAUCAAGGAGGUGGACAUCUACACAGUGAAGACUGAGGACUUGUCCUUCACUUCAGCCUUCUGCCUUCAGAUCCAGAGGAACGACUACAUCCAUGCCCUGGUCACCUACUUCAACAUUGAGUUCACCAAGUGUCACAAGAAAACUGGCUUCUCCACCG
Messenger RNA from Oncorhynchus masou masou (cherry salmon), 498 nucleotides. RefSeq names its product protein arginine N-methyltransferase 8. Gene Ontology annotation, biological process: peptidyl-arginine methylation. NCBI's taxonomy places the organism in Eukaryota, Metazoa, Chordata, Actinopteri, Salmoniformes, Salmonidae. Gene Ontology annotation, cellular component: plasma membrane. The record is from RefSeq and is a predicted model, not a curated record. Gene Ontology annotation, molecular function: protein-arginine N-methyltransferase activity. The annotation marks the transcript as partial. The transcript is spliced from 4 exons.